Messenger RNA from Nicotiana tabacum (common tobacco), 1610 nucleotides. RefSeq names its product cytoplasmic 60S subunit biogenesis factor REI1 homolog 1-like. NCBI's taxonomy places the organism in Eukaryota, Viridiplantae, Streptophyta, Magnoliopsida, Solanales, Solanaceae. Gene Ontology annotation, biological process: ribosomal large subunit biogenesis. Gene Ontology annotation, cellular component: preribosome, large subunit precursor. The record is from RefSeq and is a predicted model, not a curated record. Gene Ontology annotation, molecular function: zinc ion binding; nucleic acid binding.
GGCCUAAAUUUCAUUGGACCGAAACCUGCUCCCGCAAGCCAUUUGUGACACAAACCCUUACGCGCUGCCUAAGUAUAUAAAGAAGAAUAAGAAGCCAACAAAAAACGCCAUUUGAAUCAGAUUUUGAAAAUGCCAGGCUUAUCUUGCAACGCUUGUGACAAGGAAUUUCUUGACGAUACUGAGCAAAAACUUCAUUACAAAUCCGAAUGGCACCGCUACAAUCUUAAACGCAAGAUAGCAGGAGUUCAUGGAGUGAGAGAGCAUAUUUUUCUAGCCAGACAAUCUGCACUUGCAGAAGAGAAGAAAAAGUUAAGUGAAACUCCGUUGAUCUAUAGCUGUGGUCUUUGUGGCAAAGGGUAUAGAAGUUCCCAGGCCCAUGCUCAGCAUCUGAAAUCUAAAAGUCACCUAGCGCGCGCUUCUCAAGAACCAGGUCAUCAUGAUGAGAAUAGUGUGACAAUCAAGCCACUUCUACGCCACCCUCAGAAUGGAACUUCACGGAAGGCAAAAGAAUAUGGUGAGGAAAGUGAUGACAGUGAUGAAAGUGAGUGGGAGGAAGUUGAUCCAGAAGAAGAGAUGAUUAGUGAAGCCACUGAUUCUUUAACAGAAUUAAAGAUGAACGAGCAUACAUCUAAUGGCAAUAUGGAUGAAGAUAGUGAUGUUGAUGAAGACAUUGGAGACUUAGACCCAUCAUGUUGCUUCGUGUGUGAUAAAGAACACAAGACCAUAGAGAGCUGCAUGGUUCACAUGCACAAGAUGCAUGGAUUCUUCAUACCUGAUGUUGAGUAUCUGAAGGAUCCCAAAGGGUUCUUGACUUAUCUUGGUCUCAAGGUUAAAAGGGAUUUCAUGUGCUUGUAUUGCAACGACAGAUGUCACCCUUUCAGCAGUUUAGAAGCAGUUCGGAAGCAUAUGGAAGCUAAAAGUCAUUGCAGAGUGCAUUAUGGUGAUGGGGAUGAAGAAGAAGAAGCUGACUUAGAAGAGUUUUACGACUAUAGCAGCAGCUAUGUGGAUGAAACUGGGAAGCAGCUCAUUUUAUCGGAUGACACGGGCAACAGUGUGGAACUUGGAAGUGGUGGAUCUGAGCUCAUAAUAACAACAAGAAACGAUGAUGGAAGAUCUGUUAAGACUCUUGGAUCAAGAGAGUUUUUGCGUUACUACCGACAGAAACUGAGGCCUACGCGGAUCAAUGAUGUGGCUGUCAGUGCUGCAUUAGCCGCAAGGUACCGAAGCAUGGGUCUUGCAACAGUGCAGUCCAGGGAGCACAUGGUUAAGAUGAAGGUGUUGAAGGCCAUGAAUAAGUCUGGUGUGGAGGUUAUGCGCAAUAAGAUUGGCAUGAAAAGCAAUGUCAUCCGUAACCUCCCCAAGAAUAUACCAUAUUAGUCAUUUCCAAACUAAUGCUAGCCUUGCAAUAGUUUGGAGAUUGAUUGGAUUUCUAUUGUUCCAACUUGUGUAUUUCCCCAGUCAUAUUUAUAUUUCUGGUUUGCGUUGUGAUAUCUUACAUAACCAUUCGUGUUGGUGUAUUGAUUCUAUAAUGCUCUUAUGUUUUUGCUCCAGGAAUUAAAAAGGAUGAAUUGUUUGAAUUAGAUCUUGGCUCUCGAAUUUUCCUUUCUUGA